This is a messenger RNA of Vanrija pseudolonga, 1799 nucleotides long. Its product is annotated as Heme oxygenase. Bases 241 to 1677 code for a protein of 478 amino acids. Gene Ontology annotation, molecular function: heme oxygenase (decyclizing) activity. Gene Ontology annotation, biological process: heme oxidation. The transcript has 4 exons. NCBI's taxonomy places the organism in Eukaryota, Fungi, Basidiomycota, Tremellomycetes, Trichosporonales, Trichosporonaceae. The record is from RefSeq and is a predicted model, not a curated record.
CAACACUCUACCGUUGUUAGCUCUCUCUCUCUGCGUCUUGCUUGCUUGUCCCAACAGACUGCGCUUUUGCUCCCCCGAUCCCCCCGCCACCCAGCCACAGAAGAGUCUUGGACAGGCGUCCUUGGCGGCAUUUCGACCCCUCUAUAGGCCGCUCCCUCCCCCGCCCUCUUGGCAACCCGUUCGGCAACUGCCCCCUUGCCACCCUCGGCCGAAAGUUAUCACACGCAGCACUGAACAGCCAUGGCGAUAUCUGAUACCAAGCCGACGCCCCAGCCACCAGCACUUUCUGUCCAUUCUCCUUCCUCCCAUUUCUCCUUCUCCAUCACUGCUAUCCUGCCCACCAUGGCCUGUCCCGUAGCUCACGACAAGCAGGCCUCGCCUCCCCCCGGCCACCCGGAGCUCACGCCGACGCCGACCGACACGCCCAACGGCCUGACGACGCCAGGCUUUGAGCCCAACGCGCCCGCCUCGGUCGUGCCCUCCAACGAGGUCACGCUCGCCGCGCUCCUGUACGAGUCUGGCGCCGACGGCCGCACCGUCGACGACUGGCCGCUGCCCGAGGACCUCGACUUCUCGCGCCCCGUCUCCGAGCUCCUCCGCAAGGGCACGCAACGCGCGCACGUCGCUGCCGAGCACUCGGCCGGUGCGGUGGCGCUGACUAAUGGCGAGCUCGAGCUCCAGGAGUAUAUUCGCUGGCUGGCCAUCCUCUGGCGCGUGUACGACGCCCUCGAGCGUGGACUCGACGAGCACGCCACCAACCAGACCCUCGCGCCGACAUACAACCCCUCGCUGCUUGCGCGCGCGCCCGAGCUCGCCGCCGACAUCACGUACCUCCUCCCCCGCCUGCCGUCGUACGUGACCAAGCCGACCUCGCCACCUCUCAAGGGAACCGAGGCGGUGCCCCUCCCGCCGUUCAAGCUGCCCCCCUUCCUCGAGGAGGUGUUUGUCAACACGCCCGCCCCGCUCGAGGUGUACCUCGGCCGCAUCAGGGAUCUGUCGCGCAACGCCGACCUCGCGCCCCGCCUCCUCGCCCACGCCUACGUCCGCUACCUUGGUGACCUGUCGGGUGGCCAGGUGAUCGGCGCCCGCCUCCGCAAGGCGUACGGCCUCACCGGCCUCGACGGACGGAGGUUCUACUACUUUGACCUCCUGAACGACACGUCGGCCGCCGAGACGGGCGAGGAGACGGUCGGAGAGCGCAAGAAGAAGCUCAACGAGGUCAAGGCGUGGUACCGCCGUGGCAUGGACGAGGGUGCCGGCGAGGACGAGAAGCUCAAGGCUGCCGAGGUCCGCGAGGCCAACGUCGCCUUUGUCCUCAACACGCACCUCUUCUCCCUCAUCCAGCCCCCGUCAGAUAAGAAGCUGCGGUACUUUGAGUUGCGCGACAAAGAGAAUGAGCGCCGCGCCAACCUCGAGAAGCCCCGCCGGACGUGGUGGAGGACCAUCCAGCAGACGGUCUACUUCUUCCUCGCGCUCCUCUUUGGCCUGUUCCUCACCCAGAUUGCCGUCCCCUUCGUUGCCCCCCACAUCGCGCCCCACUACCAGCAGCACGUCCAGCCUGUCGUCGACAGCACCAUCGCGCCAUGGUGGAACGACAAGGUGUCGCCCUGGUGGCACAACCACGGCUGGCCCAUUCUCGAGAAGCAGAUGGCCAAGUCGCGCCGUAGCUUCAUCUAGUGGCGGGGGCUGACCGCGAGCUACAUCUCUAUACACCAAUUUUACAUCUCGUUUCAUCUCUAUUUGGUACAGCAAUGCACUGUUGCUGAUGCGGGCGUGGGGUGCACUGUUCGCAAUGAGGU